This is a messenger RNA of Paramecium primaurelia, 318 nucleotides long. NCBI's taxonomy places the organism in Eukaryota, Ciliophora, Oligohymenophorea, Peniculida, Parameciidae. The record is from the annotation of a GenBank genome assembly.
AUGAAUCAUAAAAAAUUAACAAUUUCAAUUGGUCUAAAUAAAUCAUAUCUUUAAUAAUAUCAAUUAUACAACUUAUUUUUGGAAAAGAAUAUUUGGAUGCAGUUAAAGAUAAAUAAGUUGCUCAAUAAAAAGCAAAGUAUUUUUUUGAAUAAACAAGAGAACCUUAGAAGAAGCUAUAUCUAUUAAAUAGUAGGAAAAUAUGCUUAAGUAAUCUAGGUAUCUUGUAAUUUAAUGUUCUUUUAGUCUACUUGGAUGUCAGUAGGAUAGAAUAUGCAAGAGAAAUAUCUGCUAUUCUAAAACUCACAUAAACUUUUGUGA